AUGACUAUGGAUGUGGUCAGAGUGAAGGCUGUCAAUCCGGUGGAUGCCAAGGAAGACGAGUGUGAUGACGAGGAGGAAAGAGAUCUCUACUACUACUGCCUCUCCUCAUCUCACAAUCUCCCCUUUCGUACUCUCUCUGCCCGUUCCCUGUCCUCCUCUUCGACUCGGUACGACGUCCCAUCUUGGCCGUCCCCUCCCAUCCCUCAAAACCCAGUCGGUCCCUCUGACCCGGUAUCUCCUUCAUCCUCUACCACUUCCAAUCGCCAUGACUCUUUCUGGCACCAAUGGGUAUCUUCGGCCAGCUUUCAAGCCGCCCUCACCACGAUGGUAGGACUCGGAAUGGUGUUCGGCGCCGGGGUCGGCUACCUGGAAUGGUACAAGGCCCAUGUUUUGUCGCGUAUGGAACGAGCAUUUGAGCCUGGGUAUGAUCCUGCGUUGGAACUGUCGACUCUACAUGCUCCUAAUGCAGCCCACAUCGAACGAAAGGAGCAAGGAUUGAUAGAUCGGAUAGUGAGAGGAGAGGAACGGGGUGGUUACUACCUCAUCAUAGGUCCUAAAGGUUCCGGUAAGGGAACUAUGAUUCUUGACGCAGAGGGAGCUUCUUUUUCCCACCCCGACCUCGAAGUGUUCCGAUUACGACUUGGAAAAGCACUCGAUUUCGACUUCUUCGAAGACUGGCAGGGAUCAUUAUUCAGUCGAGCGGAUCCAAGACAAGGAGGACCUGCAUUGGAUGUUGAACGUGCGUUGAACAAGUUAGAGAAGGUCGCCUUGCGGUAUGCCAAGAAACACAAGCGACCUUUGGUGUUGGCGUUCAACAGUAAGUCUCGAAUCACUCUCUGUCUCAUCGGUAUCCUCACCAUGUUAUUCUCCACCGAUGACUUUUGGUGUCUGGAUAUGAUGAAGAAAAACGCAUCACGUAUGCGUAUCGUCAGCGUGUACGAUCUCCCAGCUGCCGAGUCCAUCCGUGCGUUACAACGACUACGACGCGCUAGUCUUCUCCAGAUCCAAUCUGGUCUUGAAUCGGAAGAAGUCAAAGUGGAAAGCGAUGACAUCCUCAGGCAGGUGUAUGAGUUAGUGGGAGGUAGAACCAGCUAUCUAGCUCGUGUGGCAAGAGCACCAGAUAUGUUAGACGAAGCUAGGUAUAUGGUAGAGAUGGAGAAAGAAUGGUUGUUGUCAAGAAUUGGUCUGAUACCGGAUCACGACGAUGAUGUCAUGGACGAGCAAAAAUGGGCCAGCUGUUCUUGGCUACUUCUUCGACAUUUAGCACAAAAAGUCCCACCAGUUACCGAAGAUAUCACCAUGACCACAUUGGACGAAGAUCUCGAAAUGGCAAAAGUGUCUUACGCAGAAGCUAGAGUUAUAUCCACUCGAACUGAUUUCCUCCAACCUCUCGAUCAAGCACAUAUCAUUUCAAUAGAUGUUCAUCAUCAUGUAAGACCUGAUUCGGUGUUACUUCUUAGAGCAGUCCAAUCGGUCAUUUCGGAACCUGGAUUCGAUGAAGAUUUGGAUAAAACUCGAAAUAGGAUAGAUGAAAUCGAAGGAUUACAUAGACAAUCUGAAUUGACUGUGAAAGAACCUUUCAGAGUUGUAGUAGGGAAAAAAGAAGGUAAGACGGUGUUGGAUGUCAUAGGAUUAGGUGGAAGCUUUGUGUCUACCAAUGAAGAUUCCGAGAAUACUGAGGAUCCCGAGGAUCCCAAGGAGGAAUUGAUCCGUGUUGUUUGA
This is a messenger RNA of Tremella mesenterica DSM 1558, 1722 nucleotides long. RefSeq lists its product as uncharacterized. The record is from RefSeq and is a predicted model, not a curated record. The transcript has 13 exons. Lineage: Eukaryota; Fungi; Basidiomycota; Tremellomycetes; Tremellales; Tremellaceae. The coding region runs from base 1 to 1722 and encodes 573 amino acids.